Molecule: messenger RNA, 1530 nt
Organism: Plectropomus leopardus (leopard coralgrouper)
Lineage: Eukaryota; Metazoa; Chordata; Actinopteri; Perciformes; Serranidae
Product: tripartite motif-containing protein 16-like
Molecular function (GO): protein binding; zinc ion binding
Source: RefSeq, a predicted model, not a curated record
GCUUCACCCCGAGGCCCGUCCUGCUGAAAAACACCAUGUUAGCAGCUCUGGUGGAGCAGCUGAAGAGGACUGAAGCUGCUCCUGCUGAUCUCUGCUACGCCGGAGCUGAAGAUGUGGCCUGUGAUUUCUGCAGCGGGAGGAAACUGAAAGCAGCGAAGUCCUGUCUGCAGUGUCUGGCCUCUUACUGCGAGCGGCAACUCCAGCCUCAUUAUCGAUCAGACACAUUCAAGAAACACCAGCUGGUGGAGCCCUCCAAGAAGCUGCGGGACAACAUCUGCUCUCGUCACGACGAGGCGAUGAAGAUGUUCUGCCGCACAGAUCAUCAGUGUAUCUGUUAUCUCUGCUCCGUGGAGGAACAUAAAGGCCACGACACAGUGUCAGCUGCAGCGGAGAGAGGCGAGAAACAGAGAGAGCUCGAGGGGAGUCGACUAAACGUCCAGCAGAGAAUCCAGGACAGACAGAAAGACGUGAAGCUGCUGCAGCAGGAGGUGGAGGACAUCAACGCCUCCGCUGAUAAAGCAGAGGAGGACAGCGAGAGGAUCUUCACCCAGCUGAUCCGUCUCCUGGAGAAAAGACGCUCCGACGUGAAGCGGCAGCUCAGAUCGCAACAGCAAAGCGAAGUGAGUCGAGUCAGAGAGCUGGAGGAGGAGCUGCAGCAGGAGAUCAGCGAGCUGCAGAGGAGAGACGCUGAGCUGGAGCAGCUCUCACACACAGACCAUCACACCCAGUUUCUGCUCAGCUACGCCUCACUGCCAGCACUCACACGCUCAGCCAGCGUCCACAUCCGUCCUCGCCGCCGCCGCUUUGAGGACGUGACAGCGACCGUUUCAAAGAUCAGAGACAUGCUACAGGACUCUCUGAGGGACACGUGGACAGAUGUCUCACUGACACCGACUGAAGUGACACAAUCAGAGCCCAAAACCAGAGCGGAGUUCCUCAGAUAUUCACGUCAAAUCACACUGGAUCCAAACACAGCACACGAAUAUCUGUUAUUAUCUGACGAGAACAGAAAAGCAACACAAACAGGACUCCAUUCUUAUCCUGAUCACCCAGACAGAUUCAGUUACUGGCAUCAGGUCCUGAGCAGACAGAGUCUGACUGGACGUUGUUACUGGGAGGUGGAGUGGAGCGGGGGGGUGGUUCAUGUAGCCGUCACGUACAAGAAUAUCAGCAGAGGGGAGACACAUGAAUCUUCAUUUGGACAAAAUGACAAAUCUUGGGUGUUAUAUUGUGUCAAUACCAGAUACGGCUUUUGGUACAACAAAGUCCAAACUCCCGUCUCAGGUCCUCGGUCCUCCAGAGUCGGAGUGUACCUGGAUCACGGUGCAGGGAUUCUGUCCUUCUACAGCGUCUCUAAAACCAUGACUCUCCUCCACAGAGUCCAGACCACGUUCACCCAGCCGCUCCACGCUGGACUUUGGGUUUAUUGUAACGGAUCCACUGCUGAGUUGUGUGAAGCGAAAUAGUCAGAGGUCACUGAAGGGUUAAACUUUGCGUUUGGUCUCCACGUUUGCUGCUCAGAGCUGAUUG